ACAGUUUGUUGCUCAAGCUGUUACCGAACGGACGUCUCUCAUCCAGAAUUGUUUGUUCCCAACAGAGAUAUUCGGACAUUGAUUCGGAUUCGGCCAUAAGUUCCUCUUUAACCAAAAAAUAUAUAUAUAAAAAAAAUUUACCAAAAAAUAAAGAAAUAACAGAAACAUUGGUGGGGAGGUGCUCCCGUUAAACGAAAAGAAGAAAUCACAUAAUCCAUGGAAAUGUGUCGCGGUCAUAUACAACAACCCAAAUUAAAAUGAAGCUUCUAAUGCACAUGCCAUGACCGUGUAUGUGAAAUGAUCAACCGAAGGGCAAUUUAUCAGCAUCCCCGAAGUGUACUGCGAAAAGUGUAAAAAUAAACAAACAACCAGCAACUAACAAGCAAACAACAGCAAUAACAAUUUGUCAAGUACACACGUACACAUCCUACACCUAUCUGGCUAACAAACACAUAUGCACUCAUCCCAAACACAAAACAGGUGGAAAAAAAAUCAAAUAAGCCAGGAGUGGGAGAAAGCGCGAGAGUUUUUAAACGCCUGAGAGCAGCAAACAAAGGAUUAUAGCCAUGGCCAGAAUCCUGGGCCCGAAGCUGGCGAUGGUGGAGCCUGCGAAAUGAAUUUAUGCCUCUGCAGUUUUCCAUCGAUUUUCGUCUUGCGCCACAACGGACUGGGGAUGAAAUACCAAACACAUAAAACGGAUUUGAUAUUAAAAAAAUAUGCAGAAACAAGAAAAAAGGCGCGAGCUGCGCCUGAAGCGAUUCUGGCGCUCCCCGAAGACCACCUCGUCGGACGACUCCACCGGCUAUGAGAGUCCGACGCGAACGAAGGCGGCCAGCGCCGGCGGGGGCAGCGAUGCCCAGAGGUUCAACCACCUGCACUACACCAGCCUCUCCCAGGGAUCGGGCACCUCGUCCUCGGCGGGCGGUGGGGCCACCGGCUCCGGGAUGGGAGCGGCAGUGGCGUCCGGCAGCAGCAAGCCCUCCUGCUCGCUGCCACUGUUGCAGGUGUGGCCCAGCCAGCCGCUCCUGCGCCAGGAGGGCUUCGUACAGUUGCGUCGAAACAGCGGCCCCGAGGGCCAGCGGGAUUCGCCGCGUGGCGAGGCCGAUGGCCAAUCCUUUGUGUUCCCCGCCAUUGUGGAGACGAGUGUCUGUAGUCCGGUGGCCGGAGAGCCGAGUAGCAGCCUGGGGAGUACCAACCUGAGCCUGAACGCCCGGCGGAGCAACAACCACUUGAGUUUGUCGACGGAUCGUCGCAGUUCCUUGUACUGUGAUACCCUGCAUGCCGGCGACUCGGGGAUCGACUCCGUACAAGCCUCACCAUCGCCGAAUGCCUUUAUAGCCCCGCCGGGGGUGCACGGACUGCCCCUGGGCCAGACGGGUGGCGGAUCCUGCCACGUUUCACCCACGAGCACCCCCACCCAGGGCUCGCCGAACUUGUCCCUGGGCCGGCGGGGCAUGCGGAACAGCAUCUGCGUGGUGCCAAGUGGCGCCACCGGAAGGAGAAAGUCCAGUGCUCUGCUGCAUCCGGAUCAUGCCCGGCUGUUUGCUCUGCGGAUGAAGCAUGCGGCCGCCUUGGAGCGGGCUCAGACCUCCCCGGACCAGACUUCCAUCGAGGACGCCAACGAGUUCCACGACAAUGGACUGGCCACCAAUCUGCGCCUGUGCUCGGCCUCGUCGUCGACGACGUCGUCGCUGACAUCCGUGGCCGCGGUCAGCCUAGGCGGUGCCGUUGGUGGCUGCGGUGGUGCGGGAGGUAGCUCCGGUGGAGGGGGCACCGGUGGCGGUUCCUCCUCCGGCUCCGCCUAUGCUGUGGGCGCGGCGGGCGUCCAGCAGCGCGUCUCCGAUCCCUGGCUGCAGCCGCAAUCCGACCGGGAGAGAGACUCCCGCCACGACGGACGGAGGCGAUCCUCCACAAUGACCGCCCGCUACUCCCUGUUCGAUGCAUUGGACCUGGAGUAUGUCCUGCUCCGGGCAGCGGCCAGGGGCUCGGUGGGUCCGUACAGCCUCAGCGAGUCGAUACACAAGCUCACAUUCACCCAGUCCUUGGCUUUCCCGGCUCUGGCCCGGGGUCUGGCCACCAAACGCCGGAGAUCGGCCACGCACACCAGCUCCCGGCCCCUGAACCCACACGAAUCUGGGCUAAAUACCUGCGCCAAGGUGGUCACCGCCGUCGUCCUGGUGGCCCUGUCCUUCAUGGUAUUCCUCAUUGUCUACAAGUUUGUGAGGACGUGAGGAUUGCUCCUGGCCCCGUCGCCAGAGCUACCAGUCACAUAUCAGGCCAACUAUGGAUCGGAGGACGCCUCGACCACAUCUUCCAUCAUAUCCUCGGCGGGCCGCAGUCUGGGCAAGCACAUGUCGGGGUUCAGGAGCAAAUUGGGCCAGCGCCAGGCCGACUUUGAGUGAUCACGAAUGUUACAAAAGGCUAAGGCAUUGAACACACUGGUCUGCAGAUUUCUUUUCAGAAAAAAUAAUGGUGAUUCUGAAAUUAUGUUGUUAUUAUUAUUACUUUAAAUUCAAGAAAUAUUUUAAGAAAACCACAUAAUUUAAAUUACAAACCACUCGGGAUCUAUAUCAGGCCAUAUCAGAAUCCUGAGUAUUUUUCGGAAGUCUUCAGACCAGUGCAAUUUUUGUGAUAAACUAUCAAUGAAAAGUAAAUUUCCAAACUUGAAAUAUGAAAAAUAAAAGCAAACCAAACGUAUGUAAGUAAAUAUAUAUUAAAAAACUUAAGGCUUAAAAAAUUAGAAGAAAAACAAAAUAGCUUCAAAAGGCUUGCCAGAGUUUCAUCAAUUUUAUAUAAAUACUUAUGAAUAAUAAUAUUUUUUUAUAAAUAUAAAUCAAAUCGCUGCUCGCAUUUCCUAGGCUCCUACUUAGCAAAGAUAUUUGGAUAGAACACAGACUCCAGUUUCAUUGUUUAAAGUUGAAGUGCCUAACUAUUUUUUUAACAAAAAAUUACAAGUUAUAGAAAUUUUCAGCUUCUUUAGUUCUCUUCUAAAAUAAAAUUAACGAAUUUAGAAAUUGACAGGCGCUUUGAUGAUGAAACCGAUUAUAUUCUGCAGUAGCCCCAAGGAGUUUUCUAAAAUAAAAAGGAUAUUAAAAUAUUUGGUGAAGGGAUUUAAGAGGAAUUGUAAUGGAAUAUAGUUUAUGAUAUUUUUAUUUAAGAUUUAAAUAAAGAAGCAAUAGCAGAUACAAUUGAUUCUAUAAUACAUUUCAUUUUCAUUUUUCGUCUUUAAAUUUCCAAGUCAAUUAAAUAUAUUUUAAAUAUAUCGGAAAUCCAAACAUCCCAAUUUCUCGAAGGUCCCAAAACACCAUUUUAGAGUUGAAUAAUUGGCAUUAGGUUUAAGGACGAGGCAGAUGGGGUUAAGGAAGCUAAUUAAAUGACAAAUUCGUACUGACAAUGAGUUGAGUAGACGGAAUAAAAAUAUACAGAUAUAUACAGAUAUAUGUGGAAAUCCAGGCAUCUUAAACAUUAGCAUAUUUAUGGUAGCUACAUGUAGUUAUACAAGCAAAUAUAUAUGUAUAUGUAUACAUGCAUUAUAUAUGUACAAAUAUGCAUAUGGAUGUUUAUAAGUGUAUACUUAAGCGGCUUAAAUGUGACAAAGCACUUGCUGAAAUACCAAAACAAACUCUCUACUCUUAACUUGCUGCCUUACUUUCCUCUAGUGAAAAUAGUCGAAACAAUUUAGACAGAAGCCACAGGAGCGACGAACAAAGUCCCUAUCUAAAAUUCUUCAUAAAUUGCUGCCUUACUUUCCUACAUAUACGAACAAAAACCAAAUAUAUAAACCUUUUGAAAUGAAAAACAUCUAAACUCUUCGAGCUUUUUUUUCCUAUUUCCUCUAUGAGCUUAACCUACCCAUUAUGCAAAUGAAAAAAAAAUCUGAAAAAUUCAAAACAUUUUAUAUACUUGUAGAGUAAAGCAUAUGUAUUAAAUAUAAUGUUAAAUAAUUGAUAUUAAUAUAAAAGCUGGCUAAUGAAUAAACAUUUCUGUUGCACAACUUUAAGUUAUUCCCUCCCAUACAUUUUUGCAUCAAUAAUUUGUACAUUCGUCGAUGGAUUUCAUCAGUAUUUAUGCAUAGUUUUACGUACAUAUUUCUCCUUUUUUGUUACGAUUGGUGUGCAGCCAACUAUGGUUAAAUAAAAUAUUAAAAAAAUACAAGAAAAUGCAUAUGAAAUGUCACUGAAAUAAAACCGAGAAGAAAAUGAAAAAGCAACUGUAAAACGUAACUGAAGUAAGUUGAAACGUGCAACAAUACAAAAGGAAAGAAAUUUUCAAAUAAACAUUUGCCAUUUGUGUCUUUCUUUUACGAUCUUGGUACGAACAGUAAGUAAGUUAA
This is a messenger RNA of Drosophila ananassae, 4333 nucleotides long. RefSeq names its product secreted protein C. NCBI's taxonomy places the organism in Eukaryota, Metazoa, Arthropoda, Insecta, Diptera, Drosophilidae. The record is from RefSeq and is a predicted model, not a curated record. The coding region runs from base 717 to 2231 and encodes 504 amino acids. The transcript has 6 exons.